GCAUGAGCGGCUGCGCGCUCUUCCUGCGCCGGGCGGCGACUGCGGCGCGAACCUGCCGGGCUCUGGUGGCCCUCCGCGCGAGCCGGCGCCCGCUGAGUACCAGUCCGCCGAGCCGGGCCUUCGCCAAGGAGCUCUUCCUGGGCAAAAUCGAGAAGAAAGGAGUCUUCCCAUUUCCAGAGAUUAGCCAAGAUGAACUUAACGAAAUCAAUCAGUUUGUGGGACCCGUGGAAAAAUUCUUCAAUGAAGAAGUGGAUUCUCAGAAAAUUGACCGGGAGGGGAAAAUCCCAGACGACACCCUGGAAAAGUUGAAAAGCCUGGGCCUCUUUGGAAUGCAGGUCCCAGAAGAAUAUGGUGGCCUGGGCCUCUCCAACACCAUGUACGCUCGUCUAGGGGAGAUCAUCAGCCUAGAUGGCUCCAUCACCGUGACCUUGGCAGCUCACCAAGCCAUCGGCCUCAAGGGGAUCAUCUUGGUUGGCACCGAAGAACAGAAGGCCAAGUACCUGCCCAGACUGGCGUCAGGGGAGCACAUCGCCGCCUUCUGCCUCACCGAGCCAGCCAGCGGGAGUGACGCCGCCUCCAUCCAGACCAGGGCCACGUUAAGCGAAGACAAGAAGCACUACGUCCUCAAUGGCUCCAAGGUCUGGAUCACCAACGGGGGACUGGCCAACAUCUUCACUGUGUUUGCCAAGACUGAGGUGGUCGAUUCCGAUGGCUCAGUAAAAGACAAGAUGACAGCUUUCAUAGUGGAAAGGGACUUUGGUGGCGUCACUAAUGGGAAACCGGAGGAUAAAUUAGGCAUUCGGGGCUCCAACACUUGUGAAGUCCAUUUUGAAAACACCAAGGUCCCCGUAGAAAAUGUCCUUGGAGAAGUUGGAGGUGGUUUUAAGGUGGCCAUGAACAUCCUCAACAGCGGGCGCUUCAGCAUGGGCAGCGUGGUGGCCGGGAUGCUCAAGAAACUGAUUGAACUGACCGCUGACUACGCCUGUACGCGGAAGCAGUUCAACAAGCGUCUUAGUGAAUUUGGAUUGAUUCAGGAGAAGUUCGCCCUGAUGGCUCAGAAGGCUUACGUCAUGGAAAGCAUGGCCUACCUCACGGCGGGCAUGCUCGACCAGCCCGAGCUGCCUGACUGCUCCGUGGAGGCAGCCAUGGUGAAGGUGUUCAGCUCUGAGAGCGCCUGGCAGUGCGUCAGCGAGGCGCUGCAGAUCCUGGGGGGCUCGGGGUACAUGAAGGACUACCCCUACGAGCGCAUGCUGCGUGACGCCCGCAUCCUCCUCAUCUUCGAGGGGACCAACGAGAUUCUCCGGAUGUUCAUCGCCCUCACGGGCCUGCAGCACGCCGGCCGCAUCCUGACCGAGAGGAUCCAUGAACUUAAACGGGGCAACGUGACCACCAUCAUGGAGACCGUUGGCCGGAGGAUUCGGGACUCUCUGGGCCGAACCGUGGACCUGGGGCUGACGGGCAACCUUGGAGUGGUCCACCCCAGCCUCGGGGAGAGUGCCAACAAACUCGAGGAGAACGUGUACUACUUCGGCCGCACCGUGGAGAACCUGCUGCUUCGCUUUGGAAAGACGGUCGUGGAGGAGCAGCUGGUGCUGAAGCGGGUGGCCAACGUCCUCAUCAACCUGUACGGCAUGGUGGCCGUGCUGUCCCGGGCCAGCCGCUCCAUCCGCAUCGGACUCCGGAACCACGACCACGAGAUCCUCUUGGCCAACAUGUUUUGCACGGAGGCCUACGUCCAGAACCUCUUCAGCCUGUCGCAGCUGGACAAGCAUGCUCCAGAGAACCUGGAUGAGCAGAUUAAGAAAGUGUCCAGGGAGAUCCUCGAGAAGCGGACCUACAUCUGCGCCCACCCUCUGGAGAGGACGUCCUGACGCUAGGACAGUGUCCCUGCCCCCGGGCCUCAGCUGACACUAGACGACCCGCCUUUCAGAAGGUGGAGAACUGCAGGAGGCCACACCGCAGCUCCUGAGCAGAGACAGGGAAGAGAAUCGCCGUCACCGUGUCGCCAUUGUGCUGGUGGUUGGGGACAUGCUGGUGGCAGGAAGCUCGCGGGCAUCUGAGGCCCGGACAGCCAUUGCUACCAAGCCACAGGGUCAAGCAACAGCUGGGAAACAGCGCCCUUGUCACCUCCAAGUAGGAGGCACAUGCUGGGGAGUGUUCAGCAGAAAGGAAUAUAAAUGUCACAGUCGGUGUCCCCUCUG
Messenger RNA from Marmota flaviventris (yellow-bellied marmot), 2201 nucleotides. RefSeq names its product acyl-CoA dehydrogenase family member 9 (gene Acad9). Lineage: Eukaryota; Metazoa; Chordata; Mammalia; Rodentia; Sciuridae. The record is from RefSeq and is a predicted model, not a curated record. Gene Ontology annotation, molecular function: flavin adenine dinucleotide binding; acyl-CoA dehydrogenase activity.